Messenger RNA from Ceutorhynchus assimilis (cabbage seed weevil), 702 nucleotides. Lineage: Eukaryota; Metazoa; Arthropoda; Insecta; Coleoptera; Curculionidae. The record is from the annotation of a GenBank genome assembly.
AGCGAUUUCCUUUAGCCGAACUGGGUGCAGCACUAGUGCAAUAAUUGUUCAACAUCGUAGUGCAGCACUUUUUGUUCCGAGUGCUGCAGCACUAGUGCAAUAAUUGUUCAACAUCGUAGUGCAGCACUUUUUGAUCCGAGUGCAAAUAGUUCCGCACCUUGCUUAAGAUUGGUAAAACUGUAGAAUUUAAAAUUAAAUGACAUGUGACAUAAAUCACUAGAAAUGUCAAAACUAGGGGUUCUAGGGAAUUUAAGCUCCUCCCUAAAUUUCUUUUAGUUUACAAAAUUUACCAAAAUGGGUAAAGUAAAGUGCUCAGAUUUGAGAAACAAAGACAAAAAGGAGCUGACCAAACAGCUCGAUGACCUUAAAAAGGAACUCACCAGCUUGAGGGUGGCCAAAGUUACUGGAGGUGCUCCUUCAAAACUGUCCAAAAUCCGUGUUGUGCGUAAAGCCAUCGCCCGUGUAUACAUUGUUAUGCACCAGAAACAAAAGGAAAACUUGAGGAAACUGUACAAAAACAAAAAGUACAAGCCUUUGGACCUCAGACCCAGGAAGACCCGUGCUAUCCGUCGUGCCCUUUCCUCGCACGAACAGAAACUGAAAACUCCUAAAGAAAUCAGGAAAUUGUCUGCUUUCCCACCAAGGAAAUUUGCACUUAAGGCUUAGAGGAUUUUUUUAAUUUAAUAAAAUGUUUAAAAACUA